Molecule: messenger RNA, 1831 nt
Organism: Solenopsis invicta (red fire ant)
Lineage: Eukaryota; Metazoa; Arthropoda; Insecta; Hymenoptera; Formicidae
Gene: Nfs1
Product: cysteine desulfurase, mitochondrial
Exons: 10
Coding region: 306-1664 (452 amino acids)
Biological process (GO): [2Fe-2S] cluster assembly
Cellular component (GO): mitochondrion; cytosol; nucleus
Molecular function (GO): cysteine desulfurase activity; pyridoxal phosphate binding
Source: RefSeq, a predicted model, not a curated record
GCAAGUGCGGGGCAUCUCUGGCACCACUGUGUGGCUUGAUGUCUGCUUGAUAUCAUGAGUUUUUCGAUUAUCUGUAUGAUUUUUUUUGUUUUGAAAGUGGAAAUCUUUAAAAGACCUCUAAGAGAGGAAAAUCGCGCACCAAUUUUCCUGAAGUGUGGGAUACAACCGCCUAUCCACUAAAAUCUUCCUUUCCUAUAUCAUCCUAGGACAAAACCGUAUUGUUUUUGUGAGGUUAGAACAUCCAAGCUCUUGGAAAUUUUAGAAUACGUUUACCUUCUUGAGAACAGUUGCAAGCGACGAUUAGGAUGUUUCGUUCGACGAGGGGUUUAAUCGUCGCGGUGCGUCGCGUGAAAAACGCGUGCGAUCGCCGUCUACACACAUGUGGCCAACGAUUGUCAGAGGCCGUCGAAUAUGAAUCUCCCAUCACGGACGAGUAUAAAAAGGGCCCGAUGGAGGGUAGAGCCCUUUACUUAGAUGCCCAAGCCACUACUCCAAUGGACCCUCGGGUGGUGGAUAAGAUGAUGCCAUAUAUGACGGUGUACCAUGGCAACCCACAUUCCAGAACUCACAUGUACGGUUGGGAAUCGGAAGCGGCGGUUGAACAUGCUCGCCAGCAAGUUGCAGAUCUGAUUGGAGCGGACAAGAAGGAAGUGAUAUUUACAUCUGGAGCGACAGAGAGCAACAAUAUUGCUGUGAAGGGUGUAGCAAGGUUCUACAAAUCCAAGAAAAAUCAUGUUGUGACGACCCAGACAGAGCACAAGUGUGUACUGGAUUCAUGUAGAGCUUUGGAAGCAGAAGGAUUUGAAGUAACAUACAUUUCUGUUAAUUCAAAUGGUCUUAUUGAUAUUAAUGAACUAGAAGCAGUCAUCAAGCCAUCCACAGCACUGGUUUCCAUAAUGAUGGUUAAUAACGAGAUUGGUGUUAGGCAACCUAUUGAAGAAAUUGGCAAGAUUUGUAGGAAGAAAAAGAUUUUCUUUCACACGGAUGCAGCACAAGCUAUAGGCAAAAUGCCAAUCGAUGUUAACGCUAUGAAUAUCGAUCUUAUGUCUAUCAGUGGCCAUAAGAUAUAUGGUCCAAAAGGUAUCGGAGCCUUAUAUGUUAGAAGAAAACCGCGGGUACGCGUGGAGCCAUUGCAAAGUGGCGGUGGACAAGAGAGAGGAAUGAGAAGCGGUACUGUGCCGGCACCCUUGGCUGUAGGAUUGGGCGCUGCUUGCGAGUUAGCACAGACAGAAAUGGACUACGAUCACAGAUACAUCAACUCGCUGUCGAAUCAUUUGAUCGAGAAGAUAAUGUCAAACUUGCCGCAAGUCGUGCGAAACGGUGAUCCCGUGGCCUGGUACCCCGGCUGCGUGAACUUGUCGUUCUCCUGCGUGGAAGGUGAAUCGCUAUUGAUGGCUUUGAAGAAUGUGGCGCUAAGCAGUGGUUCAGCUUGCACCAGCGCGAGCUUGGAACCCAGCUAUGUGCUAAGAGCGAUCGGAGUCUCAGAGGAUUUGGCUCAUUGCAGUAUCAGGUUCGGCAUCGGACGAUUUACAACGUUCGAAGAAGUCGAUUACACAGCGGACAAUACGAUACAGCAAGUGAAGCGACUUCGGGAGAUGAGCCCACUGUGGGAAAUGGUGAAAGAUGGUAUUGACCUGAAGACUAUUAAAUGGACUCAGCACUAGUGCCUCAUUAUAGCGUGUAGCCUUUACAAACUUAAGUAUAUAUAGUAUAUAUAUUGAUCAAGUGUAUAAUACAAUAUACUGAUCGUAAAUUAAUAGAGCAUAUAUUAAUAGAGCAAGCCUAGUCGAUUAAGGUAUAAUUUAGCAACGUAUAAUAAAUUUGCAAUCGA